This is a messenger RNA of Closterium sp. Yama58-4, 891 nucleotides long. NCBI's taxonomy places the organism in Eukaryota, Viridiplantae, Streptophyta, Zygnematophyceae, Desmidiales, Closteriaceae. The record is from the annotation of a GenBank genome assembly.
AUGGAUGGUGACAUGCAAGGCAUAGAGCGCAUCCGCACCGCCCUGGGCGCGCACAUGUGGCCGGGGCUGACACUCAAGGCGCAGGGUGGGGCGCGGGGAGGUCCCAUGCAGGGGCUGUCGCACCUCAUGGGACUGGCGGGCAGCCAUGCAUCGCACAUGCCUGAAGGCCAACCCGACUCACCGCAUUCGUCCUCGGCAUCAGACAAGAGCAAUGAAACUGACAGUGACAGCGAUGACCCCGCCUCCUUGGACCCAACGCACUUCCCCUACCACCGCCUUGACGACGCCCCUGACCCCGCGCUGCCCCUCUCGCCCCCUGCACACGCCUCCCCCGCCUCCGCUUCCUGCGCUGCUUCUGCUGGCGAUGGUGACACCCACAAGUGUGACACCCACGGCAGUGACCACACUGACAGUGACACCCGCGAGGGGACGCACGUGCACCCAUUCGACCACCAGGGUGAUGAUGCUGACGAGGCGAGUGCGGACAUGGACGGCAUGGAGCGCCUGUUUCUGCAGGUGGCGUCGGUGCGCAGCAGCCUGCAGAACGCCCCCGAUGCCAUGCGAAGAGACACGGCCGCCCGGCUGGCCAUGCAGAUCGCACAGAUGCUGGGAGGCGAUGAUGAUGAUGAUGAUGAUGAUGAUGAUGAUGAUGAUGAUGAUGAUGAUGAUGAUGAUGAUGAUGAUGAUGAUGAUGAUGAUGAUGAUGAUGAUGAUGAUGAUGAUGAUGAUGAUGAUGAUGAUGAUGAUGAUGAUGAUGAUGAUGAUGAUGAUGAUGAUGAUGAUGAUGAUGAUGAUGAUGAUGAUGAUGAUGAUGAUGAUGAUGAUGAUGAUGAUGAUGAUGAUGAUGAUGAUGAUGAUGAUGAUGAUGGUGUUGAGAAAUAUAACAUAUAA